AUGGACGACGACGACGACCUCGGCGUGCACCAAGCGCUUUGGGACGCCGCCGCGCAGCUGAGUCCGCGCCGGGCGCCAGGCGACGACGCCGUCGCGACGACCACGCUGCCCUUCUACGAGCACGUACCGCCCACCGAGGCGCUCCGGCGGCUCUUCAAAUGGUUUCAGUCGACCGAGAGCAUGAGCCGCGACGCGUUCAACCGGCUGCGCCUUGCGGUGCACAGAGCCGAGGUGACCGACGAGCAGUGGACGUCGGCGAUGCGCGCGCUGGGCAGCAACGACAAGAAGUCUGUGGCCGAGGCCGAGUUCAAGGAGCUCUUUGGCCCACCACCGUUCUUUGGCCCGACGUCGUCUUCGACGAACUUGCCGCCGCAGCUGCUUCUUGCGCAAGAAGUGACUCGCAUGGAAGCGUUCGUGCACUUUCUAAAGGACCUCUUCAAACGGUACGCGACAGAAGGCGACACGAUGACAUUCGAGAACCUCAAAACACUUCGACGCGAUGCAGGCAUCGACGCACCUCUGGACGUGACAUCGUGGGAGAUGCUCUGCAAGAGUGUGCAAGCGAGCGAGUCGGUGAUGAACUGGAUGCAAUUUGCCGCGGCGUGGCACAUCAAUUUGCGCGCCAACCAGCGCGGAAGCCAGCGGGGCUUUUGCCACCCACACGUCCACCCGAGCGACGCGGUCCAUGCGUGCGUCGCCAACAAGAAGGUCCAACUGCACUUUAGCAAGCAUGACGUAAUUUCGCGCGAGACGCUGCAUCGGCUCUUGGAAGCGACGUCUGAGCCCGAGACGUCGUCGUUUUUGAGGCCCAAGAAAAAAAAGUCGGGGAAGAAAGCCAUAACCGACGACGACGACUGGUGCGAGAUGCUCGAGAAAUUUCAAGUCGCCAACACGUACCCGCUACACGACGAGACGAACGAGAGCAAUUUGCACCCGCAGCGCCGGGUCAAAGACGUGCGCUUACCGACCAAGCCCCAUGACACGAUCAUCCACACAGCCAACAACCUCAUGAUGUACGAGAUUGCCUUUGACGAGCUCGGACCAAUCGGGCUCCAAGUGCAAAGUGACUUUUUCGGCCAGUGCAUGACGAUCCGCGCCAUUGACGGCCAAGCCAAGAAGCACGCACUCAUACAGCUCAACGAUAUCGUUGCGUGCGUCGACGGCCGCAUGACCAUUUUUCCGCCCGCCUUGUCCGAGGCCGAAGAGGCAACGCGCCAGAGCGAGAUGCAAGCCGCGCUCGACACCCACGGCAGCAGCAGUCAGCGCAUUGUGUUUUUGCGCCAAGAAGUCUACUACAACAAUCUCCAAGCCACCGACGGCAUCCGCGUCGUGCUCCAAACGCCAAAAGGCCUGGCCUCCCACUCGUACUUGACCAUGGUACUGCAUGGGAUUGCGUGCCCGCCGUCGGUCGUCGCGGGGCCCGGUGACAUUUCCCAUGUCGACGGUGCCACAGUCGUCAAGCUCUAUGCGGACUGGACGCCGUGGCAGCGCCUCGUCACCGACGCGUUUGUCAACAAGCCUGUGCACACGGACGAGAGUCGGUUUUCCGACCCGUCGUUGGCGCCCAAGACGCUGAGCGUCGACCAAGGCGACUCGGGAAUCACGCUCACGUCGGACUUUUACGGCCAGUGCGCGGUCGUCGCCAGCAUCUCGCCGCUUAAAGGCAUCACGACCAUCUUGCCCGCAGAUGUGUUGAGCUGCGUGAUCUACACCAAUGCGGACGGCGUCGUCGUGCGCAAAAGCUUGAUCCGGCCGUUUGCGCUCUCGUCGUCGGACGCGAAGCAGCACUUGAAGGACGUUGAGAGUGUGCUGGAGGAACGCGCGAAGUCGCAGACACCGUACACGCUCCAAUUCUUGCGGCUUCACUCGUUCUACGUCCAGAGCGGGCUCAAGACGACGCUGAGCUUGGAUGUGCUCACGCGAUUAGAGACCAACGCGGUCAUUGCCAUCGAGAUGCCCAACUCGGAUUGGCGGGCACCGGACUUUGAUGCGAUGUCGGCCAUCUUUGUCAAGCCCGAGGGACUCGACGUCGCCCGGAUGCACUGGAAUGCCGGCGCACACUACUUUGAAGUGACGCUGGGCGAGUGCGCUUUGGAAGUCGGGACGCAGCUCGUGCUCGAGCUCGUUGGCGUCCAAGGACCAGCUGCGCGCACGGCGGGGCCGUCGGAAAUCACGUUUGUGGGCCCCAACCGCAUGCGACUGGAGCUUCAUGAGCAUUGGCAUUCGUUUCUUGGCGGCUGGAGCGGCAUUGCGAGCGAGCAACUCGUCGACGUGCUCGCGAAGCUUGAGACGACGCCGCUCAAUCUCUGGACUGUUCUCGAGUACUCGCACUUGCUCUUCCACAUGUACGCCGACAAAACGACGGCGCACAUGACGCUCGCCCGCACCAACGUCCUCCGCACCACCGUCCAUGGACCUGGACACGAAAUGAGCGAAGAGGCAUGGCUCGCGGCGUGUCGCCGGGUGCACGCUGCCCCUCGCACGGGCCUGGACGAGAAGCAGUUUGCUGUCGCGCUCUUGCAGCUCCUCGGCGAGAAGGUGUCGCCCAGAGAUAUUCAGCGCAUCUAUAUCUUUGCGCAUUCGGUCGAAAAACUCUUUUACACGGCGCUCGACCUCUUCGAGCCAAAGCACGUGAAGGUGCUACAUGAACCCAGCAUGCGCGCACUCCACCGCGCAGCGUUCCAGCACCUUCCGUUCCGCACGUUCCAAGAGAAAAUGUGGCGGCUGGGGUCGCAAGGCUGCUGGUCCUCGGAUGCAUUUGGCCGCGGCUUUCACCUUAUGCAACCGGGCGACAUGAACCCAGUUGCGGCGUGGAUCAAGUUGCACUACGCGUCCGCGCUCUUUGACCAAUUUGCGCGCAUGGGCGAAAUGCAGCGCGACAAUUGGCGCGACAUGCUCAAAGCGCGCAAGUCGGACAUUAUUUUGGACGAAGAGUUGUGGACCCGUCUCUGCGAGUCGGUCGCUGGCCACCACGUAACGCCGUCUGGGGGGCUGAAGAAAGGCGAGUUUGUCCAAGCGUACCACUCGGAUGUGCUCGGCCCCGUGCGCGACGCGAUGGUCGACUGGAACUACAUCCAAGCGUACACCAUCGAGCCCACGGCCCACCAGCGCAACAUUGGCGACGCUAUCGAAGCGCAGUCUGCCAUCGCACCCGAGAAGCUGCGCGUCAACGAGAUCGCGGCCAAGGCGCUCGACGCGCUCGUGAGCACGGACGACAUUGCCGAAGAAGCGAGCCAACUCGACAUUGGCUUCAAGCGCACCGAUGUCGUCGAAGAACGCGAGAUCGUUUUCGAGGAAGAAGCGCUCAAAGCAACGUUUGCAUCGCCUGCGGCGGCGCGCGACCGGGGCUUCCUCAAUGUCCGCGUCAAAAGUGUCUGCGAGGUACGCAAGGACGACGACGACGGAGAGGACAUGGAGGACGACGACACCAACACGUCACUCGACGAGUACUAUGUCGUCAUGUACACCAUCUCGCCGGACGAGUGGCACCACGAGUUCAAGCCCGUCGUGCGCACGUGGGCGGAUUGGCGCCAGCUGCUCGGCCCGACGCUCAAACGCAAAGCGCUCGAGCUACUGCGGGGUCAGCGCAAGGAGCCGUAUAAGUGUGGGCCCCACGAGGAGUGGGACUCGAACAAGUCGCAGGACCUUGCAGCCGAGUACGCGACGAAAGCAGCCAAGUUUCGUGAGCAAACCGAAGGUAAAGGACGCUUCAACUGUCAAGGCGGUCAGCUGAUUGAAAUGCUAGUCAACGACAUGCUGCGGAGCGAAAUGUGCUCGCGCCAGAGCCGCCACCAGGUAUGA
This is a messenger RNA of Saprolegnia parasitica CBS 223.65, 3801 nucleotides long. RefSeq lists its product as hypothetical. The record is from RefSeq and is a predicted model, not a curated record. Lineage: Eukaryota; Oomycota; Saprolegniomycetes; Saprolegniales; Saprolegniaceae. The transcript is spliced from 7 exons. The coding region runs from base 1 to 3801 and encodes 1266 amino acids.